AUGGAUUCUAGUAGAAAUAGUUCACUAUCCUUGUACAAAGGCCUUCCUGUUGUACAUUCUUACAGGAGACAUCUGCUAGAUAAAGCAGAUGGACCUGAGAGAACUGCAGGAAUUACAAAAGUAAUCCUGGAUGGGAUGGGACCAAAUGUAAAACCAAGAGGUGUAUACAGCAUAUCCUGCAAGUUUGACAUAUGCGAGAUAUUCGUGCAGACAAGUGAUGAUCUCUUGAGGUGUGCACAGUGGCAGAUUCAUUCAGUGCAGCUGGACAUGACAGGAGAAAGAGCGUACACAAAGGGAUCUAUAUCCAGUGCAGCGCAUGCUGGGAUAUACUUCACCAUAGACAUGGAUGGGUACAUUAACCCAGCGACUAAAAGAAUGUGGAUAUAUAAUGUAAGAAAUCUUCUGAGACUGUGCUCUAAGAAGAAUAUUCUAGUCGUGUACAGUGCAGACAGAAUGAAUGAAGAGGAGAUUCUGCAGAUAUUCCAGAAGUUCAAGAUAAAAAGGCGAGUGGCAGUUGGCUUCUAUACAAUAAACAUGGAGAGAAUGCUUGUCACAGCAGCCAUGAAGAAAUAUGCAUACAAAGGAUCAUUUGUACCCAUAGAAGAGAAUGAAACAGAUUUUAAGAGAAUGGUCUACAGGGCCACUAAGCCCCUGAAAAGCAUAAAGGGAUAG
Messenger RNA from Nematocida ausubeli, 672 nucleotides. RefSeq lists its product as uncharacterized. The record is from RefSeq and is a predicted model, not a curated record. The transcript has a single exon. Bases 1 to 672 code for a protein of 223 amino acids. NCBI's taxonomy places the organism in Eukaryota, Fungi, Microsporidia.